AUGGGCAGCUCUAAUAGGGCUACUUGGUCCCGGAAACGGCAGACUACCCUAGCAUUUGCGCCUAUCGCCUCAUCUUCAUCGCCUACUGGAGAACGAAGCCCUGCCCGGGUGAAAUAUCAGAGUGCGUUUAGUUCUCCGCUACCUAAAGCGCCAUCACUUACCGCGAAAAAAUCUACUCCCACGCCUCAGGCGAAGCCAUCACAGCCAUCCUUUCUCCUUUCAUCUGAUGAAGAACCUAUUCGUCUCCCUUCUAGCGCCAAGUCAAAAAUGACGAAGCGGCGCAUCUCAGAUGUUAGUAAAUCUAGCACUGAAGAGAGCGAUGCUGUUAUUCCCUCUUCACCUGUGAAGCGCAGGAGGACAAAUGUGCAGGUUGUCAUUCCCCAGGUCUCGAAUUUUGUUGGUAAGCCAACAAUAAGUCAAGACUCGGAGUCUGAUAUCGUUCGUUCAUCUCCGCUACGAAAACGGAGGAAGACCCUAAAGUGUCGCCCUACAAGGAAAGAUGAUAAGGAAAGGUCCGAGAGUGACGAAUUUGCAGGGAAGGGGAAAAGCAGGUCAAGGCAACAUAAAAUUGAUCUGCAAGAGGACCUUGACGAGCUUCGUGAUUCUGAUGUUAUUGCGGGCCGGACAAGGGGAACACCCACUGUGUCAGCUGCAAAAGCAAGGAGGCAACAGCAGCUAGAUCUCCUCAAACGUCGGCGUGCUGGGGGGAAGCAUCACGAGCCGGUAGAUGCUUCGGCCGAAAACGGCGACAAAGAAGAAAAUAGUUCCGCCUUAGAGGACAAGGCUAAGAGCUCAGACGGAUCGGAUAACACCGACGAUUCUGAAAACUCUUCAUCGUCGGAGAACCCACAACUAGACGCGGAUAGCGACAUUGGACCACCUGUAUUAGAAGAUCUAGAUAAAUAUGAAGACGACUUUAUCAUCGAAGAUGAUGAUGAUGAGUUGGGUGUGCCGGCAGAUGAAGUUGAGGUUCCGUUUGAAUUUACCAGACACCGGUACAAGAGACUCAAGGACCAUUUUAAGGAUGUCAUUGAAUGGAUGGUUCACAACAAACUAAACCCGGCAUUCCAUCGGGGUGAUGCUGUCUACGAAAUGGCAUUCAGGAAAGUUAAAGACGAGGUUACAGGGCUGGCUGGGUCUCAGUUCGUGUCUUCCGUCUGGAAUAACGACUUCCUAAGCGCUCUCAAAGCCAGGCCACGGAUAGUAGUGCUCCCCUAUCCAAUCACAGAGGGACAUCCAUGUGAUGCGUGCAACAGAUCAAAGCACCCGGCAUCGUAUGAUGUCCGAUUUGACGGGCCCCCAUAUAUUCUUGAGACGCUAGAACCGGUAUCUCCAGAUGACAAUAGUGAAGAAGACGAAUCCCAGGAGGAAGACCGGGGCAACGUUGAUAGUGAAGGGAACGUGAUACCAAACGAGGACACGCACUUUUAUCUAGGAAGCUACCUGGAACAUAAGGGUAUCUUUGAGGAUUCUGAGAUUCUAAAACGAGAACAUUGGAGCCACAAAAAACGCACAAAAUAUACCAAUGAAGUUGUUGACAACAUGGGGGAGGUCGGAGAGAUAGAUCGUUUGUGGAGGGACUUCAACCUUAAUCUCAAGACCGCGCGAGCCUCAACGACGACGUCUCGAUGGUAA
Messenger RNA from Arthroderma uncinatum, 1635 nucleotides. RefSeq lists its product as uncharacterized. The record is from RefSeq and is a predicted model, not a curated record. Gene Ontology annotation, cellular component: nucleus. The transcript has 4 exons. Lineage: Eukaryota; Fungi; Ascomycota; Eurotiomycetes; Onygenales; Arthrodermataceae. Bases 1 to 1635 code for a protein of 544 amino acids.